GUACAAUACACUGCUGUAGCUCAUCAUUUCAGAUACUUGAGUCUGGAACUGCAAACUUUGCCAACAUCACAGCAGCUCAGAAAUCCCCACUAGCUAAAUUGCUCUUCAGAAUUGAAGGUGUCCAAGGAGUGUUCUUUUCAACAGACUUCAUCACUUUAACUAAGGAUGACGAGGAAGCAGAGUGGCGGACUAUUAAACCAGAAGCCUUCGCUGUCAUCAUGGACUUCUUUGCCUCGGGUCUUCCAGUUAUACAUCAAGUUGACCAAAGAGAGAAUGACCAUGCUGGGUGCGACGACGAAGACGACGAGACGGUGGCCAUGAUUAAGGAACUUCUUGACACACGGAUUAGACCCACCGUACAGGAAGAUGGCGGCGAUAUUCUCUUCCGGGGAUUUGACGACGGAAUAGUCUAUCUUAAGAUGAUGGGUUCAUGUACAGGCUGCCCCUCAUCAGUUGUUACAUUGAAAAAUGGUGUACAGAAUAUGCUUCAGUUUUACAUCCCAGAGGUGGCUGAGGUUGUGGAGGUUAAAGAUGUAGAAGAUGAUCUUAUUGAGGAAGAGUUCAACAAGUUUGAGAAGGAGCUUAAUUCAGAGCAGACCAAGUCAAAAUAAGAGCUGUAGGGUGUUAGAUAUUGUCUCCCUUAGCAUUAGUGGUUUCUUCACAUUAUACAGUAUGUAUAUGGCAGAGUAGAUAGUUGCUGUUUUGUUUUAUGUAACAGCAACUAAUAACUUCAUAUCCUCUCAAAAAAACCACAAUAUGUUAGAGGAAAGGUUUUAUUGAGGUCUUUUUUCUCAAUCAAAUGUAGUUUUUAUCCCUAAAACAGUAGUACAGUAAAUUGUCUCACUGUAUUUAAACCAUGGAGUAAGAGAGAUGACCUAGUCCUUCU
Molecule: messenger RNA, 886 nt
Organism: Homarus americanus (American lobster)
Lineage: Eukaryota; Metazoa; Arthropoda; Malacostraca; Decapoda; Nephropidae
Product: NFU1 iron-sulfur cluster scaffold homolog, mitochondrial-like
Biological process (GO): iron-sulfur cluster assembly
Cellular component (GO): mitochondrion
Molecular function (GO): iron-sulfur cluster binding; iron ion binding
Source: RefSeq, a predicted model, not a curated record